GAUUCAAAAGUGUUUCGUUCGCUCAAGUGAGCGGUUACUACCCACAAAUAGUUUUCUUUUAUACUUGUAUUUAUUAUUAACAUUAAAUCUUCAAAAUGAGAAUCCUUGCGGAGCACCAUGUCCAACUCCUGGAUCCUUCGGAGCUGAUGCGCCCCGAGCCCUCAUUUGCGGACAAGAAUCCCUCCAAAUUCCGGGACUACAGUGUGGACACCAGCGAUCCCCUGAAGGAACGUGUGCGCCAGACUUAUCGCCAGAUGCAUCUGAACCAGACUGUGGAUUUCGUCAAGGGCCGUCGCGAGCACUGGCUGAAGUUCAACACGAUUAGGAUGACUGUGCGCGAAGCCCUGGAGAAGCUGAACGAUCUGGUGGACGAAUCGGAUCCCGACCUGGAUCUGCCCAACAUUAUCCACGCCUUCCAGGCUGCCGAGCGGGCACGCGCCGAGUUCCCGGAGCAGGAUUGGCUGCAUCUCACGGCGCUCAUCCACGAUCUGGGCAAGAUCAUGGCCUUCUACGGCGAGCCGCAGUGGGCAGUGGUGGGCGACACCUUCGCCGUGGGCUGCCGUUGGGGCGAUAGCAUUGUUUACCGGGAGGAGAGCUUCGAGGGGAAUCCCGAUGGUGAUAAUCCCGCCUACAAUACCGAACUGGGCAUCUAUCAGCCCAACUGCGGAGUGGACAACCUGCUGAUGUCCUGGGGUCACGAUGAGUACAUGUAUUCCGUGCUGAAGCACAACAAGACCAAGCUGCCCCAUGUAGCCUGCAACAUCAUUCGGUUCCAUUCCUUUUAUCCCUGGCACAAUGGCGGCGACUACAAGCACCUGGAGGCUCCCCAGGAUGCGGAGACCAAGAAGUGGGUGCUGAUCUUCAAUCGCUAUGAUUUGUACACCAAGAGCGAGGUGGUUCCGGAUAUUGAAGCUUUGUGGCCAUAUUACCAGACCUUGAUCGACAAAUAUUUACCCGGUGUCCUGGAAUUCUAAUCGUACUUACGUGCAACCUUUAGCUUUCUAAUUGCUUUCACUUAAUAUAUAAGACAACAUUUAUACCUGUAAUAUAAUAUAAUGUGUAUGCGCCAUAUAUAUCCCUAAAUAAUCCCCCUA
Drosophila erecta is the source of this 1094-nucleotide messenger RNA. RefSeq names its product inositol oxygenase. The transcript has 4 exons. The record is from RefSeq and is a predicted model, not a curated record. The coding region runs from base 96 to 974 and encodes 292 amino acids. Gene Ontology annotation, molecular function: iron ion binding; inositol oxygenase activity. Gene Ontology annotation, biological process: inositol catabolic process. Lineage: Eukaryota; Metazoa; Arthropoda; Insecta; Diptera; Drosophilidae. Gene Ontology annotation, cellular component: cytoplasm.